CAACCACCAUUUUUCAACGCGCUGCAUCUCAACACCACAACGUGACAUUAGAUUUCUGAAUAGACUAUCUUGUAGAGCAUCAUAUUCUGCACAAUCUGUGAAUUUAUUGUAUAUAUUUUUUCUGUGUUGUGGUUGUGACUUACUCGUCGCGCAAACUUGGGAUAGGUUACUAUGGACAACCGUCGCAUAACGCCUCUCCACCCACAACCCGCCUACAACAACGCGAUAAAUCACAAAUCAGACGCUGAGGCUCUAAUCAAGGAGGCCAUCCGCCUCUUUGACGAUGGCUAUAUUCCUACCGUUAGAGGCGCGUGUGGCGCUGUUGGCGCUGUAUAUACAACUACACUACACCGAUUGAAUGGCCGCCCAUCAGCCAGAACAGCCCGCCACAAGCAGAGCGCUCUUACGCCAGAACAGGAGCUUGAGCUCAUAAAAUCUAUCACCAAUUGCGCCCAAUGGGGCCUCCCGAUGAAGCACUAUCACGUCAAGGAGCUCGCAGAAGCCCUUGCUGGCCGUAAACUAGGCCUCUGCUGGGUGCGGCGCUUCAUCAAACGCUCACCUCUAUCCUCUAUCGUUGCGCCAAAACUCGAUCGUUCUCGCGCCUAUAACCACGACACAGAGACGCUCGAAGCGUUUAUCAACCUCACCCGCAAGGUUAUCACCAGCUAUAACGUUCUCCCGGAGAACAUGUGGAACAUGGACGAGAAAGGCGUGCUGCUCGGCCAGGCGCAGGCAGCUCGCGUCAUCAUACCAGCGCUGCGAUCCUAUCGCGACCGGCGCAAAGCCUUCAUACAACAGCCAGGCUCAAGGGAGUUAGCCACAGCUAUUGAGUGUAUCAACGCUGCUGGCGGCUCUAUCGCGCCCCUCCUGGUGUUCAAAGCUGCUUACCAUCAGCAGAACUGGCUCGGUACUGAUGGCGAGCGCGAGCGGUGGACGUACGCUACAUCAUCUAAAGGAUGGACUGAUAAUGAUCUUGGGCUUGCCUGGCUGAAGAUUUUCGAGCGUGAGAGCCGCCCUCAUGGUGUUGCAACACCAGCUGCGGCAGCUGAUAAAACUCCAGUUUAUCGCAUACUGUUUAUUGACAACCACGGCUCCCACGUCACCGCAAAGUUCCUGAGAUACUGCCUCGAUCACCAGAUUGUGCUCAUCGCCUUCCCGCCUCAUUGUACACACUUUUUUCAGCCUCUAGAUGUUGGUUUGUUCUCUCCUCUGCAGCGCUACUACUCAACAGCCAUCUCCGACGCGGUGAGGUGGGGUAACGUAGUGGGGGUUGAUAAACAGCUGUUUCUGUAUUACUACUCUAUCGCGCGCUCCAAGGCCUUUACUACAGCUAACAUUAAGAGCGCCUGGAAGGCUGCAGGACUUUGGCCUCUAUCAGCGCGUCCAGCAAAGCUGCGUUUCGACGCUGUCGCCACCGAGAAGAGCGCGCGCGCGGGCAUCGAUCGAGCCCAAAACCAUGCCCGAGUCGCUGCUCAACACCACGACGCUGAGCGCGACGUCGCCUUGGAUAAGCAGCCAGGAUGGCCGUGGACGCCCACAAAGCCAGCCGAACUGAAAUUCAUGCAGUUUGAGCUUCUCUACACUGCGCUACAGUCUACUCCAGCUGCUCGGCGCCUCUCCAAGCUCACAAAGGCUUUUGCUACAAUUGACGCGAAGCUCACGAUUGCUACAACUGAGCUACAAAAGUAUGAGCUAUACAAGGUAGACAAGGCAACUAAUAAGCGCCUUCAAGCCACCGGGCGACUCCUUGGAGAGUCUGACGCGAUCAGAAUCGAAGCUGAGGAGGCCUCAAAGAGAGCCUUGGCAGCAGCUUUAAGCGCCAAGAAAGCCUACGAAGAUGGGGUUUAUAUGCCAGAAGUAGAGCUGGCUCAAACUGAGUUUGCUAUCAUUAAUCCAGCUGAAGCUGGGCAACUACACGCCGCGUUUUGCCACGUAUUUCGAGUAAACUACCAAGGAGUAAGCCCGCGUUGUGUUGGGAUGACUUGGGACGGUCACAGUACCGCCUGUGGCGGCGGCAGGGGCGGCGCGUGGAAGCUCCACAACUACGUUUUCGAGCCCGCUCUUGCGCAGGAUGCUUUUUAUAUAGACUGGGCUCCAAAAUAGGCAUCUCAGAAUUGAAUUUUAGAGCGUUGUUUUGAACUUGUGGGCGUGCGCGUUCUGUUGAUUUUACCUCGGCUAACGACUCUCGGUACGUGAUAGGUCUCGUUACAUGAUCUACUACUCUACCACCAGUGGUGUAAUCACAGCAUAUGUUGUAGUCGAGGUUGAGUAGUGGGCUCGUCAUAUAUAUGACAUCAUUCGGGUUUUCACUCGCGCUAACAUCGCGUUCUCGUACAAUGUUUGUACAAAACUGAUCAAAUAGGCUAAAUUAUUGCAUAGGACAGAAACUCAUAACGGCUUCAAUUGCCUUUGUUCGCCGACAAAGCUAAGGCGCCGUGCACUUCCAAAGAAUUGUGUAAGCCAAUGCAAGUUUGUUGACUGAGACAGGCCUGAAGGGAAGCUCCUUACAG
This is a messenger RNA of Dothidotthia symphoricarpi CBS 119687, 2510 nucleotides long. RefSeq names its product DDE-domain-containing protein. Gene Ontology annotation, cellular component: nucleus. The transcript has a single exon. Lineage: Eukaryota; Fungi; Ascomycota; Dothideomycetes; Pleosporales; Dothidotthiaceae. The record is from RefSeq and is a predicted model, not a curated record. Gene Ontology annotation, molecular function: DNA binding. The coding region runs from base 172 to 2103 and encodes 643 amino acids.